AAAAAUCCCGUCGUCUCCUUCGUGUUCGAGAUUUGAUAUCGAAUCAGAGGAUAAGAGAAUGGCUCACAGAAUACUGAGAGAUCACGAAGCUGAUGGGUGGGAACGCUCUGAUUUCCCAAUCAUCUGCGAAUCUUGUCUCGGUGACAACCCCUACGUGCGAAUGACUAAAGCGAAUUAUGAUAAGGAAUGCAAGAUUUGUACACGACCUUUCACGGUGUUUAGGUGGCGACCUGGCCGCGAUGCUAGAUACAAGAAAACCGAAAUUUGUCAGACUUGUUGCAAGCUGAAAAAUGUAUGUCAAGUCUGUCUUCUGGAUCUUGAGUAUGGUCUUCCAGUUCAAGUCAGAGACACAGCACUCAACAUUAGUACUCAUGACUCUAUCCCUAAAAGUGAUGUCAACAGAGAGUACUUUGCUGAAGAGCACGACAGGAAGACUAGAGCUGGACUGGAUUAUGAAUCUUCAUUCGGGAAGAUGCGGCCUAAUGAUACUAUUUUAAAGCUUCAAAGAACAACACCAUACUAUAAGAGGAACCGAGCACAUGUUUGUAGUUUCUUCAUCAGGGGUGAGUGUACAAGAGGUGCUGAAUGUCCAUACCGGCAUGAGAUGCCCGAAACAGGAGAGCUAUCCCAGCAAAACAUUAAAGACCGUUAUUAUGGUGUUAAUGAUCCAGUUGCUAUGAAGUUGCUCGGCAAAGCUGGUGAGAUGGGCACUUUGGAAUCACCAGAUGAUGAAAGCAUUAAAACGCUUUACGUCGGUGGACUUAACUCGAGAAUCCUCGAGCAGGACAUAAGAGACCAGUUCUAUGCUUAUGGUGAAAUCGAAUCCAUCAGAAUCUUGGCUGAUAAAGCUUGUGCGUUUGUCACAUACACAAGCCGAGAAGGAGCAGAGAAGGCCGCACAAGAGCUCGCCAACAGGCUAGUUGUCAAUGGUCAGAGGCUAAAACUCACAUGGGGAAGACCCAAACCUGAUCAAGAUGGUUCAAACCAACAAGGCGGUGUGGCUCAUAGUGGUUUACUACCUCGAGCCGUUAUAUCUCAGCAGCAUAAUCAACCCCCACCAAUGCAACAGUACUACAUGCAGCCACUACCAGCUAACCAAGACAAACCUUAUUACCCAUCAAUGGACCCACAGAGAAUGGGUGCAGUCAUUUCAACCCAAGAGGCUGGUGGUUCAAGCACUGAGAACAACGGAGCUUCAUCUUCUUCUUACAUGGUGCCUCCACACCAGCCAUACCCACCACCACCAUAUGGAUAUAUGCCAUCGCCUUACCAGCAGCAGUAUCCUCCUAACCAUCAUCAUCAUCCUGGUCCUAUGCAGCACUAUGCCCCGCCCCCAGCAGCUUACCCGUACCCACAGCAACCUGGUCCUGGAUCAAGGCCUGCACCGUCUCCAAGCUCGGUCUCUGCUCCAUCACCCGACUCUGCACCUACUGGGUCUGGAGCACCUUCAGGAUCCUCUCAAGAACCGCCUGCUGUUUCUACUACUACUGGUUCGUCUCAGUAGAGAACAAUUCUCGCUUAAAAUGUACUGCAAGUUUCCCGCUAUUCAUCAUGCUGGAAGGUUUUGUACUCUGAAUGAAUCAUUUUCUGCUGC
Molecule: messenger RNA, 1594 nt
Organism: Arabidopsis arenosa
Lineage: Eukaryota; Viridiplantae; Streptophyta; Magnoliopsida; Brassicales; Brassicaceae
Source: the annotation of a GenBank genome assembly